AUGCAUUCUGUUUAGGGUUAGGGCUGCAGAGAUAGAAUUGGAGGUAGAAUAUUUACCACAUAAGUCGGAGAUACUACAAUAGACAUGGGAGCUUCUUGGAUUCACGGUAUCGGUAAAGGAGCUUAUCGUCUUAAAGAAUGGAAAAAUAAAUAUAAUCCAUUAUAUCAGAUAACUCUUGAUAAUAAUAUCAAAACUUUGGCUACAUGGAAGGAUGAAGAUGAUGCAGAGACAUUGUUUUUCUGGUACAAGGGAGGAAAAACGACUUAUGAUGUUGACAAUGUUAUUAAGAAAUUUGAGAACAGCUUUGAGAGAUUACAGGACAAGGCAUUCAAAAACACAUCUCUUAAAGAAAUGUACUCAAAGUUCAACUUUACUUAAAAGUCAUCUAGUGGUGAUGCUUUGGUAGAUCAAAAUAUCAAGGACUUUACCUUUGCUUACUACUAUGGAUUUGAAUACGCUGCUGAUGCUGAUUAACUAUCUGGAAAGUAUAUUGACAAUGAUUCCAAUUUCUUCGGUCCUGAACAUAUCUUCCCAGAUGGUUACAUCUAGAUACCUAUAACUCUAGCAAAAGAUCUAAAUAUCAUUCUUGACUAGAAAGUAACUCAUAUAGACUACUCAGGAGAAUAUGUGAAUGUUAUCACAGACAAUGGUCAAAUUUAUGAAGCUAAUAAAGUUAUUGUGACAGUGCCACUUGCUAUCUUGAAAAGUAAAAUGAUCAACUUUACCCCUCCAUUACCUCAGUCUAAACAAGACUCAAUUGAAAAGAUGGGAGCUGGCUGA
Stylonychia lemnae is the source of this 780-nucleotide messenger RNA. The record is from the annotation of a GenBank genome assembly. NCBI's taxonomy places the organism in Eukaryota, Ciliophora, Spirotrichea, Sporadotrichida, Oxytrichidae.